This is a messenger RNA of Pipistrellus nathusii (Nathusius's pipistrelle), 1860 nucleotides long. Lineage: Eukaryota; Metazoa; Chordata; Mammalia; Chiroptera; Vespertilionidae. The record is from the annotation of a GenBank genome assembly.
AUGAUGGAAGCUCGGGUACCCCUCUCAGCCCACUGCCAGGCCCCACCAGCCUCUGGCCCGCACACAGACCUGGACCUCCCGGGCCGAAGCCUUGCCCACCCCGCACCUUCCUGCUACCUUCUAGGCAGCGAAUCCAGCUCCGGCCUGGGCCCGCCACCUGAGGCCCACCUCCCCGAGGGCGGCCUGAAGCGCUGCUGCCUCCUGGGCCUGCCCGUCACCUCCUCGGCCUCCUCCUCGCCCUGUGCCUCCUCCGACAUCACCUCCAUCCUCCGCUCCUCCCAGACUACUCUGGUCACCUGUGUGAAUGGACUCCGGAACCCCCCUCUCCCAGGAGACCUGGGGGGCCCUCCCAAGCGGGCCCAACCCGGCCCUGCAACCACUGAGAGCCACGAGGGCACUUUGCAGGCGGAAUCCUGCCGGAAGGUGGGCUUCCUGAAGCAGGAGCCUGCGGACGAGUUCUCAGAGCUCUUCGGACCUCACCAGCCCAGCCUGCCACCCCCCUACCCCGUGCCUCAGGUGCCUUCAGGCCUAGGCCUUGGCGGCCUGGGGCUGGGCCUGGCCGGGAGGGGGGCUGGGCGGCAGGCAUGCCGCUGGGUGGACUGCUGUGCAGCCUACGAGCAGCAGGAGGAGCUGGUGCGGCACAUCGAGAAGAGCCACAUCGACCAGCGCAAGGGCGAGGACUUCACCUGCUUCUGGGCGGGCUGCGUGCGCCGCUACAAGCCCUUCAACGCUCGCUACAAACUGCUCAUCCACAUGAGGGUGCACUCAGGCGAGAAGCCCAACAAGUGCAUGUUUGAAGGCUGCAGCAAGGCCUUCUCGCGGCUGGAGAACCUCAAGAUCCACCUGCGGAGCCACACGGGCGAGAAACCAUACUUGUGCCAGCACCCGGGCUGUCAGAAGGCCUUCAGCAACUCCAGCGACCGCGCCAAGCACCAGCGCACCCACCUCGACACGAAGCCAUACGCCUGUCAGAUCCCUGGCUGCUCCAAGCGCUACACGGACCCCAGCUCCCUCCGCAAGCACGUGAAGGCCCAUUCGGCCAAAGAGCAGCAGGUGCGUAAGAAGCUGCACGCGGGCCCUGACGCUGAGGCCGACGUCCUGACCGAGUGCCUGGCCCUGCAGCAGCUCCACGCGUCCGCACAGCUGGCGGCCAGCGGCGACGGGAAGGGGGGCCGAGCCCUGGGCCAGGAGCUGCUGCCAGGCUUGUAUCCUGGCUCCAUCACCCCUCAGGAUGGGCUCGCACCUGGCCUCCUGCCCCCCACGCACGACGUCCCUUCCAGGCACCACCCACUGGAAGCCGCCACCGGUCCCCACCAUCUGUCCCCUCUGCCCACGGCCGAGAGCACCAGGGAUGGGUUGGGACCCGGCCUCCUCUCGCCCAUGGUCAGCCCGCUGAAGGGGCUUGGGCCACCACCGCUGCCACCGUCCUCCCAGAGCCAUUCUCCGGGCGGCCAGCCCUUCCCCGCGCUCCCCAGCAAGCCACCCUACCCGCCCUUCCAGAGCCCUCCGCCCCCGCCUCUGCCCAGCCCCCAAGGGUACCAGGGCAGCUUCCACGCCAUCCAGAACUGCUUCCCCUAUGGCGACUGCUACCGGGCAGCUGAGCCAGCAGCCAGUGGGGAUGCACUGGCAGGGGAGGCCCCUGGUUUCAACCCCCUGCGGCCCAAUGGCUACCACGGCCUCAGUGCACCCUUACCUGCCACAGGCUACGAGGCCCUGGCCGAGGCCCCGUGCCCCACGGCGCUGCCGCCACAGCCGCCAGAGGACGUCGUGCCCAGCGGCCCCGAGGUCUGCAGCUUCUUCCCCAACGGGGCCUUCGACCACUGCCUCAGUCACAUACCCUCCAUCUACACCGACACCUGA